Molecule: messenger RNA, 4534 nt
Organism: Drosophila elegans
Lineage: Eukaryota; Metazoa; Arthropoda; Insecta; Diptera; Drosophilidae
Gene: Su(Tpl)
Product: RNA polymerase II elongation factor Ell
Exons: 5
Coding region: 928-4371 (1147 amino acids)
Biological process (GO): positive regulation of transcription elongation by RNA polymerase II; transcription elongation by RNA polymerase II; snRNA transcription by RNA polymerase II
Cellular component (GO): transcription elongation factor complex
Molecular function (GO): cis-regulatory region sequence-specific DNA binding
Source: RefSeq, a predicted model, not a curated record
CAUUGUUGCUUGGACGUGGCAGCCAUGACGUGAUUUCUGAGUUUUUGUUAAACAGAUUACACUAUUAAUUGUAGCGAAAACUGUUAAUUAAGGGAAAUACGUGCAUUACUCGUCACCGCCUAUCGAUAUUGCCAGUGCAAAUCCAGAAAUCCAUGUAGAGUUAAUAUAAGACAAAGCAUCAACAAGGCGACGAAGCAGAAAUCACCAAUAUACAACACACAUGCUCAGAAAGGCAACAAUCACAACCCACAACAACACAGAAGUCAACGUCCAAAUUUAAAGCUCAUUUUUCCGUGUGUUGCUUCCUUUAUCGAUUGACCGAUACCCUAACCACCAGCCAAUCGACCCCACUCGCAUUUACCAACACUGCUGAGCGAGAGUGCAGAGCGAGUGAGCGCAGAACAGCUGAUUGCGACUGGCACACGCUUGUUGUUGCAGUUGCGCUGUUUUUUUCUUUCUGUUUUGUUGGAACUUUUUCGCUGCAGCGAGAAAGAGAGCAGGGAGAGAGCAGCACAAACAACUACGUGUGACGUGGUGUGGGGGCAUACAGGUGGCAAAACAGCUGUUUCAACAGCAAAAGCAAUCUGUUUUUUAGUAGAAUACAUAAUCAAUUUGCCGCCUGCAGUUUUCCAGCUAAAACACAUACACACAACCAAAUAAUUAACAACUAAAACAACAACAGGAGAGACGGACUUUCAAAAGGCAGCUUCCAGGACGACAACUUCCACAACAAGUGCUUCCCGUCCUUCCCGUCCACAAACGGUCACCUUCCAAGCGAACACAGCCCCCUUUUCACAGUUUCCAAGCUGGACCAACAAGCAGCAGACAGCAACCUUCCAACAACCGCCGAUCCCAUUAUCCAUUAUCCGGGAACGAUCGAGGGGCUAUCUAAUUGCUAUCUAAUUGGCGGCUAGCUGCGCGCACGUUAUGACCAAUUCGAUUGCGUCAACGAAAUGCCUGCCCAAUGCACUAUCGACCGGCAAUUAUGGAAUGUCCCAGAGCCACCGUUACACCGAUGAUAGCAAGGAGUACAUCAUCGUCAAGCUCACCGAUUCCGCGUUCCGUGCGAUCGAGGAAUAUCAGCGCGAUGACAACGCCAAACGCCUGCAGCCCGGCCAGCGGGCCAAGAUCCAGUUUGUGGGCAACACGGGCGUCAUCCAGUUCCCGCGACCAGCGACGGAUGCUAAUGGCAUCCCUAAUGCUAAUGGCAAUGGCGGCGACGCGGCCGGAGGAGGAGGAGUCGGUGGUGGUGGUGGUGGUCGCAAAUUUGGCUUCACCAUCAACAAUAUGGAGGGAACGCUGGAGUGCGUUCAGCAGCAGCAACAGAACCUCGGAGUCCUCGGAGCGGUCACCCUGCGAAUGCGGAUCCAUGCCAAUGACGAUGUCUACGAUACGACACGCACAAAAAUGGCCAUUGCCGAGGAGACGGAGAAGAGCAAGUGCAUCAGGGAGAUUAAACCGAAUCAGUCGGAUAUCGGGCGUAAGGUGAAGAAGCCGCCAUCUGCAGUUCAAGCCUCCGUAUCCGCCUCUACCGCCUCAGCCUUCUCCUCCUCUUCCUUCUCCUCCUCCUCCUCCAACUCUAACUCCGGUUUGACGACGACGGCAUUUCAUCAUCACAGCAACAGCAACAACAGUGGGAACAACAACAACAACAACAACAGCAACAACAACAACAGCAGCAGCAGCAAUAGUUUUAAUAGCAACAACCAUAGUCGUAAGUUAGGUUCAUCGCCAUUUAAUGGCCUAGGCGUAGGAUCCAGCAGCUCCUCCAGCGCGUUUGCCUCGCGUUCGCCCAAUCCCAGCACGCUGGGCGCCAGCGGCACAGUCAAUGGCUCCGGCUCCGGUUCUGGUGGUGGUGGUCGCUAUAAUGGAGGCGCCGCCUCCUCGCUAGCUUCCACAUUCGCCAACGGCAUCUCGCAGGGCUACAACAACCUGAGUGGCAGCUCGCCAAGGGAUGCCAUGCCAGCAUCAGCAGCAGCAUCAGGUGCGCCAGCAUCAUCAGCCAUUUCCUCACGCAACAAGAUGCCAAGCGGAGGCCUCACCUCCUCCAACUCCUCCUCGUCCUCCAGGAGUGCCAAUAACAAGUCGUCGGGCGGCAACAAGAUGUCGGAUGUCUCUAGGCGUAACAUACGCGAACGGCUCAUCCACCUGCUGGCCCUGAAGGCUUUCAAGAAACCAGAGCUCUUUGCGCGGCUCAAGAACGAGGGCAUUCGGGAUCGGGAGCGCAAUCAGAUCACCAACAUACUCAUGGACAUCAGCACCAUGUCGCAAAACACGUACAAUCUGCGCCGCCAGAUGUGGAACGAUGUGGACGAGAAUUGGCCCUUCUUCAGCGAGCAGGAAGUGCAGCAGCUGAAGCGUCGCAAGCCACAGAACCUGACGCCGCCGAUGAGCUCGGAUGCGGGCAGCUCGACGUCCGGCCAGAGUCCCACAUCGACGCACACGGGCAGUCCACCACCGCCGUCCAUGAAUGGCGGACCUGGCGGAGUCGGCGGCGGUGGAGCGGGCGGCGGCAGCCUGAAGCGGACAAGCCUCGAGUACGACGAGACCAUGUUCAGCACUGUGCAGCCCAAAAAGCAGCGCAUCAGUCACUACAAGAAGGACACUCCGCCCUCUGGCACAUCGUACUCCUCCGCUGCGGUGUCCAUGUCCCUGGGCUCGUCCGCCUCCAGUCGUAAUCGUUAUACACCGCCGCAACGCCAGCCGGGUCCGCUGGACGAUCACAGCACCAGUGAUCUCAGCUACAAUGUGCUGGACAACAUGGAGGAGUUUAUGAGCUCGACGGCAGCAGCAACGCAGCAAACGAUUGAGCAACAGCAGCAGCAGCAGCAACAGCAGCAGCAACAGCAGCAACAACAACAGCAUCAUCCAAGGAGCAGCAGCAGUAGCAGUAGUAGGCGAGGCAGCUCUGCGAUGGCGGGCGCCAGCAAUAGUGGUGGCAACAAGGACAAGCGGAACUCCACGGGCAGCAAUUCAAGCAGCUCCAGUGGCUACGAAACGCAGCAGGAUCGCCAGCGGACAACAGCGGCCAUGUCGUCGAACCGCAGCAGCAGUAACAGCAAAUCUUCAUCCGCCUCAGCGACGACGCCGCCCAAGCUGGCGGCCAGUUUUGUGCCUGCUGCAGCGGGCUCUGCAUCCGCUUCCGGUUCCGGUACCAGCAAGCAGCGUAAUCCGCCCCAGCAGAGCGACUACAACUCGUACAACAGCAAUAACACGAAACAUGCCGCCUCUAACAGCAAGAAAAGGACGAGUAGUAGUGGUCCCAGUGGUGGAGCAAAUGGUCAGCGGCAGAGGAGUUCCAGUGCCUCGAACUCUGGCUAUCAGCAAGUGCCGCCGCCCUCAUCCUCAGCCUCCUCCAACUCGCGUUCGUCCCUCCAGCAGCAGCAACAGCAACAACAGCAACAUCAACAACAGCACCCACAAAAGCAGCAGCAACAUCAGCAGCAGCAGCAACAGCAGCAGCAACGUCAGCCGCAGCAACAGCAGCCGCAUCAGGCGCAACAGCAGCAGCAGAAUCAUUACCAUCAGCAGGCCAAGCAUCCGUCGCCCACGCAACAGUUGGCGGCUGCUGCCCAUGCCUAUGCCCAUGCCACCGCGGAUGCGGACUCAUCCUCGAUGCCCCGCUACGACUUCAGCCAAUACGUGCCCAUCCAGACGCUGGAGGUGCGGCGGCGCUACAAGACUGAAUUCGAGAGCGACUACGAUGAGUACCGCAAGCUGCUGAUGCGCGUGGAGGAUGUGCGCAACCGCUUCCAGGACUUGUCCGAGCGUCUGGAGAGCGCAAGACGUUGCGACAACGGAUACGGGGACUACGAUCACAUAAAGCGGCAGAUUGUGUGCGAGUACGAGCGGAUCAAUAAUGAUCGCACCAUUGGAGAGGACAAGCAGCGCUUUGAUUACCUGCACGCCAAGCUGGCGCACAUCAAGCAGCUGGUGAUGGACUAUGACAAGACUUUGAUGAGUGCCACGCCGGUGGCGGUCACGACGGCUACGGAAGUGGUGGCGCCUCCAGCUCCCGAUCCAGCGGUGGCCAUGGCGGAGGCGGCGGCCAGGCUAGCCGACCAGCAGAGGAGGCAACACCAUGCUGUGGAGACGAUAGAACAGAAGCAGCAUAAGCAACGCCACCAUCCCCAGCAGCAGCAGCAACAUCAGCAGCACAAUCCACAGCAGCAACAUCAUUUACAGCAGCAACAUCAUUUACAGCAGCAGCAGCAGCAGCAGCUGCAGCAACAGCACCAUGCACAGGAGCAACAUCAGCAGAAUGCAAGCGAUUCGGAUGACAGUUCGGACAGCUCGGACUCCAACGAUGAUGACGACGAGGACUGCGAUGAUUCCAACUCCAAUACCGAUGACGAUGAGGCACGCUAUUGAUCCUGCUGCUGGGACUACUUUGAUGACCAUCCGCUGAUCCCCCAUGUAAAAAGGCAAAAACAAGCAAGAAACUAUUACAAAUACUACAAACUAUUAUAAUAAAAACGCAAAAAAAAAACAUACAAACAAAUCAACAAAACCGACAAAAACACCAACAAAAACG